Molecule: messenger RNA, 1795 nt
Organism: Racocetra persica
Lineage: Eukaryota; Fungi; Glomeromycota; Glomeromycetes; Diversisporales; Gigasporaceae
Source: the annotation of a GenBank genome assembly
GCAAAAAAUUGACACAUGGGAAAAAAGAACAUGUCAGCCUGGUGCUCGGGUAGAGAAUGUAGCAGAAUUAGAAAAAAUACUUAAGAGGCUAAUCAAAUUGCUUGAUAUUACUCACGGGACCAUUUUUAAUAGUAAAAAAUAUCAAACAGGUAGGUUUGAAGAGAUUGAGAUGGUAGUUCAUAAUGGUCACGCAUUUUCUAGAAAUCAUCAUUUUCCAAGAGAUCGAAUGCUUAUUGGGCUUGGACUCGGAGAAGGAGAAAUAUUGAAAGAGAUCCAGUCAAUAUUCCAAUUUGUUCUAGAAGAUGUUCAUACAUUUAGAACAUGGAUGAAGCAUACAGAUAUUAUAAAAGCAUGUAAGGAAUUAUUUGAAGAUGCAGUAGACUGGCAAUUUCGGGAAGAAAUAAUUAAUGAAAAAAGAAAUGGAGAAGGAUGUGGGAAGGCAAAAGGCUGGACUCCUAUCGUACUUCUACGAUAUCUUCUUGAAACAGAUAUCCUAGAAAGUUGCGCAAUCAUAGGAAAGUUCACACAAGGAAAUAAAGUUGAAGAAAAAUACCUUACUCACCGGGUUGUAAAAGACAAAGGUGAACUUGAUUUCUUGAUCCAGGAUUGCAUUAAAGAAGGAACAUAUGCAGGUAGUAAUAAAUAUCUGCUUGGACAUAUACUUACAUACUAUGAAGACCAUCAGCCUCAAUAUACACAUUUGCGAGCCUCAAUGUUAGCUUAUGCCCAUAUAAACUUACUGGAAAUGCUUCGAAGAUUUGGCCCUAAUGAAGUACAAGUUAAGCAAAAGAUUAGCUAUCCCAAAGAUUCAGUAAAUACUAAAUUGGUUAAAGUAUUUCAAAAAACUAAAAUGCCUUUAGCGGUAGGAGAAUAUUUUUCAUGUAGUAAACAUAAACUAUUUGUUUGUCAUGAUUGUUUUUGGGAUUGGUAUGCUCAUAAAGGUUUUGAGAGAGUUAUCACUGAUAAGAAGCCAUCUAGCAAUACUAGUAUAGCUAUUACUAAAAUAUCUGAACCUCUAAAAGAAAAGGUUCUUUCAGAACUAAUUAAAGAAAUACAACCUGGACAAUGGCAUGAUAAAGGGGAAAAAAUUCAUGGUCCAGAUCCUAAUAUUGUAUACUGGCCAAAAAAUAGGCAUUGGGAAUCGAUUAAAAAUAUUACCGAAAAUGGUGGUUUUGGAAAGACAAUGCGUGCAAUUCAAAUCUUUAAAGAUAUAAACAUGGUAGUCUUUACUCAUACAAAUGUAUUGGCUAAAGACUUUCAAAAUGACCAAGAAAAGAAAUUUUCACGAGUUGUAAUCUGGGAUGAAAAUGAUGCUCAACCUCUACCAUUCUUUGGUAAAAUGCCUCAUAACUGGUUAAAAGAGCGAGCUGAUUACUAUGAGAAAGUCUUAACUGACUAUCGAGCCAAAUAUCCUAGAUUACAAGAGCUUAAAAAAAAAAUGCGAUGCCAAAAUAACAGAAUGCAGUCAGACUUAUUCUCACAUAUACUUUUCCAGAGAAUUGCUUCCCAAAAAUGCUUAAAAAUUUAUCAAGUAAAAUAUCCUGAAAUUCCAAUCCCAUUAAUUUAUAGGCAAAAAGAUAGAUAUAAACAGAAUUGCCUUGUUCAAAUUCCCAGCUCAUCUGAAAAGAAGGAGUUAGUAAAAAAUGAUAUAGUAUAUUUGCCCUUAAAUACACUUUCUGACAAGUUCUUAAAAGAUGUAUUAGUAGAUAAAAAAGUUAUAGAUUGGGAACUCGAAUACGCAAUGACCAUUCAUACUAGUCAAGGAAUGACUCUUAAGUCGCCACAACAUGUUUGG